AUGUACGGGGGCAUGUGCUCUGUCGAUUUGGCAAAUUGGGUCUGUUCUUGUAGAAGAUGGGAACUCACUGGUAUUCGAUGUAGCCAUGUUGUUGCUGCUAUUUGGCAUAAAAGAGAGGAUCCAGUGACAUAUGUCUCCAAAUGGUAUACCAAGGAAUACUACAUGAAGGCAUACUCUCAGCAAAUUUUUCCAAUUAGGAAUCAAGAUGGGUGGCCUAGAAGUGGCAAGGUUGGAAUGAUUAAGCCAAUUGGGAAGACUCAACCUGGUAGGCCUAAGAAAAGCAGAAGAGUUGAACUUGAUGCGUUGGCUCCACCAACAGCCAAGACAUUGAAACGAAGAUCUGUGAGAAUGAGAUGUUCUGGCUGUGGUGCAAUGGGCCACAACUUCAGAACUUGUGCUAGAAACAACCUCAAUUCGGGAAAAGACAACCCCCCAGCUGAUCCUGGUACUUAUGCUAGAAAUAGCAGUUAG
Messenger RNA from Humulus lupulus (European hop), 471 nucleotides. RefSeq lists its product as uncharacterized. The transcript is spliced from 2 exons. Gene Ontology annotation, molecular function: zinc ion binding. NCBI's taxonomy places the organism in Eukaryota, Viridiplantae, Streptophyta, Magnoliopsida, Rosales, Cannabaceae. Bases 1 to 471 code for a protein of 156 amino acids. The record is from RefSeq and is a predicted model, not a curated record.